GAAGCAAAUGAAUGUACUCGUGAAGUCCGAGUAAUUUUCAGAAAUGAUCUGCCAAACACUGUCGAACAUUGUGGCUUUGAAAUAAUCCACAUCGGUCUUCUCUUUGUGCCUUACAGACAGAUUGAUUUACGACUACUGAUAAUGGGAAGAGUGGCGUUCCCUCAGGGCGCAAACGCGAUUUGAAACGCAGACCGACAUUUACAACUGAAAUGAAGUGGAAAGCCUUUAUUUCCGCCGCCGCCUUUUGCCUUCAUUUCAUCGCGUACGGCUUGGCACUGGCCGCGUGGCUUCCGGUGCUUCGUGUGUUAUUUUUGGGGGGGGGUCCGAUUUUGGUGACCCCUGAAGUUCCAUUUACUGUGGUGUCAAAUCCAGUAUUCCCCCCCCUCCCCUCCCAAAAAAAACCAUGUCUCGUCCGUGUUUUCCGGACAAAUCGAAAGCGCCACCUCUGAUUGAAAUAGGGCGUUCUUUGAGUCCACAGCCUGUAAUUGGAUGUUUUUAUCUUUUGUGCGUGUUAUUGUUCACCCACUAUCUGAAAUGAGGUGUCAUAAAAGCAAAGUAGGCGGGGUGGGGGCCGCUCUCAGGUGGUCCCGACCUUAUAAGAACGACAGCUCAUCUGAUGUCUUUGACCAAAAAAAAAAAAAAAACACGUGCCAGUCAGCCCGUUCGCAAUGUGGAUCUUUUUGUUUGUUUCCUUCCUGGAGAUGGUCUCGGGGGCAGAUUGGUGCUACCAGUCCCAAGUGUCUUGCAAUUCCAGCUGCUCAGGGCCCGACGAGUGGGGGGUGAUUUUCCCGCAAUGCGGCGGCAGGUCGCAGUCGCCGGUCAACAUCGUCACCGGGAACGUCGUAGCCGACCAGCGCCUCACUCCGCUGCACCUUGUGGGCUAUCAAGGAGCUUUUCAAGGAAACCUCUCCAACAACGGCCACACAGCGCAAAUGGACUUGCCCGCCGGGAUGCAAAUCAAAGGAGGAAAUCUGCCGGGAACCUACAAAGCACUUCAGCUCCACUUCCACUGGGGCGGCGACGGCGGGCCGGGCUCGGAGCACACGAUCGAUGGAGAGCGUUAUCCAAUGGAGAUGCACCUUGUGCACAUCAAGGAACAAUACAGCUCUCUGUCACGGGCCGUGAGCGAGCCGGCGGGCGUGGCUGUUCUCGGCUUCUUCUUCCAGGAAUCAAAUUCCGCCAACAAGAAGUUUGAUGCGCUCAUAAAAGCUCUGAGGAGAAUCCCGCGCCCGUCCAACAAAACGACGGUGCGGGGCAUCUCCCUGCAAAUGUUCCUUCCGGCCCCCGCCGACAUGAGCCGGUAUUUCCGCUACGACGGCUCCCUCACCACACCCGACUGCGCCCAGGCUGUCGUCUGGACCCUCUUUGAAAAGGCCGUCCCCCUCAGCAGGCAACAGCUGUCCGCCUUCUCGCAGCUCGCCUUCUCCAGCGGGAGGCCGAUGGUGAACACGUUCCGGCCCGUGCAGCCUCGGAACGGAAGGCGGGUGUCUCGCUCCGGAGGCCCGGCGGCCGCUUCGCCCGGCCCGGCUCUCGGCCUGCUGCUGCUGCCGCUGCUGCUGCUGCUGCAUUAGCGACCGGCGGCACUCCGAGAGAAACACGCGACACGUGGAAAAAAAAAAACAGGAUUGUGAUGGACGCGAUGCAGCUCUGGAAAAAGAACACGAAGAGACAGACCACUGCAAAAAAAAGCCCCGUCGACAAAUCUCCAAAGAAACUGAAGCGC
This is a messenger RNA of Hippocampus comes (tiger tail seahorse), 1723 nucleotides long. Its product is annotated as carbonic anhydrase 4-like. The transcript has 8 exons. NCBI's taxonomy places the organism in Eukaryota, Metazoa, Chordata, Actinopteri, Syngnathiformes, Syngnathidae. Bases 669 to 1571 code for a protein of 300 amino acids. Gene Ontology annotation, cellular component: plasma membrane. Gene Ontology annotation, molecular function: carbonate dehydratase activity; zinc ion binding. The record is from RefSeq and is a predicted model, not a curated record.